AUGUCCCUGGACCACCUGGGGACCUGUGGCCUUGGUCCCUGGAACCGGGCAGCUCCGCUGAGUCUCCCUGACAUGAAGUGGCUUUGGGUGGUGGCUUUUGUGGCACCUACCUGCACCAUUCCCUACAACGGCACAGCGGGCAGCACUGGGGACGGAGGCCACUGCACCCUGCAGCACGGCACCCUGGGCACCGAGGUGCUGCUACGGUGCCCGGCCGCAGCGGAGGGGCCGGCUGAGUGGCGCCGGGGGGGGACUGUCCUGGGAACGUAUCCUGCACCGGGGCUGGCCCUCCCCAACGCCAGCCUGGUGCACGAGGGCCGCUACAGCUGCCACCACCCUGGCACCGGCGAGACCUGGGCCACCAUCUGCCUGCGGCUGGGCUAUCCCCCUGCACUGCCUGCUGUCGAGUGCUGGGCCAUCAGCUAUCCGCAGGCAGUGAACUGCUCCUGGGUCCUGACCCCCGAGCCGCUGCUGGACACUGACUUCGUGGCCACGUACAGGCACGGCGUGUGGGGGGCCACAGAGACGGGCGAGUGCGUCCGUACGGGGCCACGGAGCUGCUCCUUCGGGGACGUGCAGAUGUUCUCCCUCACCCCCUAUGUGGUGAACGUAACGGCCGUGAACCCCCUGGGCACUGCCUCCAGACUCCUGCCUUUCCUCCUGGAGAACGUCAUAAAGCCAGACCCCCCCGAAGACCUGCGGGUCUCACCCAUCCCUGGGGAGACCAAGAAGCUGCUGCUGGAGUGGAGCCCACCAGGGUCUUGGCCCUUCCCGGAGUACUUCCCGCUGAAGUAUUGCAUCCGCUAUGCCCGGGGGGAGAGCUCUGUCACCAAAACGAUCGGGCCAUAUGAACAGACAUCUUACACCCUGACGGGAGUGCGACCCGGGACCCUCCACCGCAUCCAGGUGGCCGCCAAGGACUUCACGGACUCUGGGGAGUUCAGCGCCUGGAGCCUGCCGGCCUCAGGGAUGCCCUGGAUGGAGCCAUGA
Haliaeetus leucocephalus (bald eagle) is the source of this 990-nucleotide messenger RNA. RefSeq names its product Epstein-Barr virus induced 3 (gene EBI3). Gene Ontology annotation, molecular function: cytokine receptor activity; cytokine binding. Gene Ontology annotation, cellular component: signaling receptor complex; membrane; external side of plasma membrane. NCBI's taxonomy places the organism in Eukaryota, Metazoa, Chordata, Aves, Accipitriformes, Accipitridae. The transcript is spliced from 7 exons. The record is from RefSeq and is a predicted model, not a curated record. Gene Ontology annotation, biological process: cytokine-mediated signaling pathway. Bases 1 to 990 code for a protein of 329 amino acids.